CACGUCUGACGGGAAUCAUCGCUACGAAACGUCUCCUUUGGCACCUGUGUGAACCGCCUGCCUGAGCCGCUGCAACCAUCCCCUCCUGCAAGAGAAGCCUGAACUGAAGUCGUUGAAAUCUCCAAAUAGGUGCCUAUCUAGUUUCAGACCCGUCUUUUAUCAGUGCAAUUUGAACUACUUUCACCGUACAAGAUUGUUUGCCUUAUCAGUUACUGAAAAGUCAAUUCCAUUUUACCGGCUACAAUUCUACAAUAAAUUUCAAGACCGGGACCGAAAUCUCAAACUUGAAGCUGAAAUUUUGUGGAGCAUCUCUGUUCAUUUAUAGUAAAAAACUUCAUCUGACUUCGCGGAUCUGAAGAUAUUUAUUCACAAUUCCCUUACAAAUUUACACAAGGGGAGCAAUUGAAUUGAAACUAGUGAUUAUCAUUUCAAGUUUCUAUAACAAUUCAUCUUUACCCGAUUUUCUAUCUUUGCCAGAUCUUCCGAUCUUUAUCACAUUAUCCAUCUUAAAUUAACAAUCUACUAUGGGUCAGAUCCUUUCGCAACCAGUCACUGAAAAGCAGUCGGAACUGGGCCAAGACAAACACAUCGCCUACGGGUUGUCGUGCAUGCAAGGCUGGAGAAUCAACAUGGAAGAUGCUCACUCCACAGUUUUGAACUUGUACAAGUUAGAACCUGAAGACGAAACCGAGUCAGAAAAACAGGACAAAAUCAAGCCUGACGAUGAAAAGGAGGAUGAAAGUGUCUCCAAUGAACGUGUAGCUUUCUUUGGUGUUUAUGACGGUCACGGUGGUGAAAAAGCCGCCAUCUUUACUGGAAACCAUUUGCACCAAAUAAUCAAGUCUACUGAAGCAUUUGAAAAGAAGGAUUACAUCAACGCCCUUAAGGAAGGUUUCUUGAGCUGUGACCAAGCCAUUCUCAAGGACUUCUACAUGAGAGACGACGAAAGUGGAUGUGCUGCUACCUCUGUGAUUAUUUCCGAAGACAAGAUUGUCUGUGGUAACGCCGGUGACUCCAGAACUAUCAUGUCUAUCAACGGUUUUGCCAAAGCCUUAUCGUACGAUCACAAGCCUUCCAACGAAGGAGAAAAAGCAAGAAUCUGUUCUGCCGGUGGUUACGUUGAUAUGGGAAGAGUUAACGGUAAUUUGGCCUUAUCCCGUGGUAUUGGUGAUUUCGAGUUCAAGAAGAACAUCGACUUGCCAGCAGAAGAACAGAUUGUCACGUGUUACCCAGACGUUAUUCAGCACGAUAUCAAUCUCGACAAUGACGAAUUUGUCAUUUUGGCCUGUGAUGGUAUUUGGGAUUGUUUAACGUCGCAAAAGUGUGUUGAAUGUGUCAGAAGAGGUAUUUACGAACGUAAGUCUUUAACCGACAUAUGUGAAGAAAUUAUGGAAUUGUGCUGUGCCCCUACCAGCGACGGUUCUGGUAUCGGCUGUGAUAAUAUGUCCAUCGCUAUUGUUGCUCUCUUGGACAACCGUAUCAAUGAAACUUUGGAGCAAUGGUAUGAGAAGAUAAUCAAGAGAGUUGAAAUAGCUCAGAAAGACGACUCGUUGAAGUAUGGGCCAAUAUCAAAGCCAUACUCGGAAAUAUAUAAGCAGAUGUACGGUGAGUUCUACGAGAUUGGUCAACAGUCACAAGCACCUAACUCCAGAAGUAACGGAUCUGGUUUAUCUGGUAUUUCUAAUGGAGGCUCCAUUUUUGGUAGACAAGCAUAUGAAGGUGAUAUCGAAAAUAAUCAGACCGAGAGUCAAAUUGAUGACGCCGACCUUGGAAGUGGUGCCAUUUCCUUACAGAAAUUGUUAGCAAGUAAUGCAAUCACCAAUGAAAAUGGUGUUAUAUAUCUCGAUACUUCGUCUGCACAGUCUUUGUUGGCACACUUUGGUAUGUCUGGCGAAGAAGAUGACGAAGAGGAUGUCCACGAUAAACAUAUUGAAAUUGAAGAGGUUGAUGAAGAUGACGAGGAAGAAGUGUCGAAGGAAGAAACAUCCGAAGGCAAGAAAGAUUAA
Molecule: messenger RNA, 2006 nt
Organism: Scheffersomyces stipitis CBS 6054
Lineage: Eukaryota; Fungi; Ascomycota; Pichiomycetes; Serinales; Debaryomycetaceae
Gene: PTC2
Product: type 2C protein phosphatase
Exons: 2
Coding region: 525-2006 (493 amino acids)
Biological process (GO): protein dephosphorylation
Molecular function (GO): protein serine/threonine phosphatase activity; cation binding
Source: RefSeq, a predicted model, not a curated record